GAUCGUGCUGGUGGAGAGCAUCCCGGAGGGAAUGAGCGUCACCGGCCCCACCAACCCGUCCACCUUCCAGGCGUGGCUGGAGCUGCUGAGCUCGGCCACGCGCAGCGUGGACAUCGCCUCCUUCUACUGGACACUGACCAACGCCGACACGCGGACGCACGAGCCCAGCGCGGCGCAGGGCGAGCGCAUCCUGGCCGAGCUGCUGCGGCUGCCGCGGCGCGGCGUGGCCGUGCGCGUGGCGGUCAGCGCCCCCUCGGCCAAAGCCCCGCUGGACGAUCUGCGGGUGCUGGAGCGCGCCGGGGCGGCGGUGCGCGCCGUGGACAUGCCGCGCCUCACCGGCGGCGUGCUGCACACCAAGUUCUGGCUGGUGGACGGCGUCCAUCUCUACCUGGGCAGCGCCAACAUGGACUGGAGGGCCUUGACACAGGUGAAGGAGCUCGGUGCCGCCAUCUACAACUGCAGCUGCCUGGCCGAGGAUUUGGGUAAAAUCUUCGAGGCCUACUGGGCUCUGGGCGUGCCGGGCGCCGCCGUCCCGGCGCCGUGGCCGGACAAUUUCUCCACCGCCAUCAACGCCGACACCCCGCUGCAGCUGGAGCUCAACGGCAGUGCCGCCGCCGUCUUCUUCUCGAGCUCCCCACCGCCGCUCUGCGCCGCCGGCCGCACGCCGGACCUGUCGGCGCUGCUCGGGGCCAUCGACGGCGCCGAGCGCUGGCUGGACGUGGCGGUGAUGAGUUACCUGCCCGGCACCGAGUUCCGGCGGCCCGAGCGCUUCUGGCCGGCCAUCGACGAGCGGCUGCGCCGGGCGGUGUUCGAGCGCGGCGUGCGGCUCCGGCUGUUGGCCGGCUCCCCUCGGGGGUGUCACCCCGCGGUGACAACACCCCGACACCCGCAGCGCCUGUUGCUGGUGCCGGCGAGCGCGGCUCAGAGCCGGAUCCCCUUCGCCCGCGUCAGCCACAGCAAGUACAUGGUGACCGACACGGCGGCCUACGUGGGAACCUCCAACUGGUCGGGGGAUUACUUUGAGCGCACGGCGGGCUCGGCGCUGGUGGUGGCCCAGGCCGGGCCCGGAACGUUCCGGGAGCGGCUCCAGGAGGUUUUCCAGCGGGAUUGGAGCUCCGGCUACAGCGUGGACAUCGCGGACACCGAGAGCUGGGCCGGCCGCUGCGGGCCCCGCUAGGGCCGCGAGGGGUUUUGGGGGGAAAACGGAA
Molecule: messenger RNA, 1208 nt
Organism: Pseudopodoces humilis (Tibetan ground-tit)
Lineage: Eukaryota; Metazoa; Chordata; Aves; Passeriformes; Paridae
Source: RefSeq, a predicted model, not a curated record